Cucurbita pepo subsp. pepo (vegetable marrow) is the source of this 1563-nucleotide messenger RNA. Lineage: Eukaryota; Viridiplantae; Streptophyta; Magnoliopsida; Cucurbitales; Cucurbitaceae. The record is from RefSeq and is a predicted model, not a curated record.
UUUUUUUUUUUCCUUUUUCAGCACAAUUUCCCCUAAAAUGCCAAGUGAACGCGAAGACCUGUUACCAGAUAUUACUACAGUCUGUUGUUCAAUCUCUAUAAUCUGCAGAUAAUAAUGGAAGUCAUGGCUCUUCAACUCCAUCACUUCCCCCUGUCCCCUUCUCCUUCGUCUAUCAAGCACAAUUACAAAGCUUCUCGUUGUUUCCGCCAUCUUCCCCAUCCCAAUUAUGCGUCUCGCCACCAUCUUCCUGUUUCAAGUAGCCGCAAUCGACGGGUUGUGGGCUGCGUUGGCAAGGAAAAUACCCAAUUGAGUCAAUCAUCGUCUACCGAAGAUGAACAGCCAGACGCCCAAGACCUAGAAUACAUUCGUCAGAUUCAAAGGGUCUUGGAACUUCUCAAGAAAAAUAGAGACAUGCUCUUCAAUGAGGUUAAACUUACCGUGAUGAUUGAAGACCCCCGGGAAGUUGAACGCAGGAGAUUACUUGGAAUUGACGACGAGGAUGCCCCAACAAGGGAUGAUUUAGCUAUCACUCUUGAAGAAGUCAAUGAAGGAAAGUUCCCGAAAAAUAGAGCAGCUCUCCAAAUGCUUGCUGAAGAGAUGACCAAUUGGCCCAAUUUGGAGUUUGCUGUUGUAUGGCCAAUACCAAUCAUCAUUUGGUCUACAGUAAUAGCCCUGUCUGUGAAUAGCUCGAUGAAGAGAGAGAACCUUAGUAUGAUCAAUGGAGAUCAUGGCUAUUGGAUUGACGAGGAGAUGUCGAUGGAUAAUGGGCAAUAACAGAAAAAGUAAUUCUCCGAGGCCGUUUUAAUACUACUUUUCUAGUGAUAUUUUGAUUGUGAUUCAAAAAAUUUCUCCAUGACACUUCAAACAAUUCCAAUUAUCACCAAGUUUUCAUUUAGAAAUAAGGGCGGGAUUUCUCAGAGAAAUACGUGAGGAAUAGCUUAAUCCCAGAUAAAUACGUGAGGAAUAGCUAACUAUACGUGAGGAAUAACUAACUAUGUGUGCUUUUCCUGGGAUUGAUUGGGAUGGAAAGGAUGAAUAACUAACUAUGUGUGCUUUUCCUGGGAUUGAUUGGGAUGGAAAGGAUGAAUAACUAACUAUGUGUGCUUUUCCUGGGAUUGAUUGGGAUGGAAAGGAUGAAUAACUAACUAUGUGUGCUUUUCCUGGGAUUGAUUGGGAUGGAAAGGAUGAAUAACUAACUAUGUGUGCUUUUCCUGGGAUUGAUUGGGAUGGAAAGGAUGAAUAACUAACUAUGUGUGCUUUUCCUGGGAUUGAUUGGGAUGGAAAGGAUGAAUAACUAACUAUGUGUGCUUUUCCUGGGAUUGAUUGGGAUGGAAAGGAUGAAUAACUAACUAUGUGUGCUUUUCCUGGGAUUGAUUGGGAUGGAAAGGAUGAAUAACUAACUAUGUGUGCUUUUCCUGGGAUUGAUUGGGAUGGAAUGGAUGGUAGGGUGGAUGAUUAUUAAUAGUAAAGGCUAGACAAUUUAUUAUUCAAAUAUCUAAAUCUUUUUUCCUAAAUUAGUUAGUUAUCUUUAUUCUUAUAAUACCUUAAUCAUUUUUUUAAAAU